Molecule: messenger RNA, 4574 nt
Organism: Agrilus planipennis (emerald ash borer)
Lineage: Eukaryota; Metazoa; Arthropoda; Insecta; Coleoptera; Buprestidae
Gene: bsf
Product: leucine-rich PPR motif-containing protein, mitochondrial
Exons: 8
Coding region: 364-4452 (1362 amino acids)
Molecular function (GO): protein binding
Source: RefSeq, a predicted model, not a curated record
GCCACUAGUGAAUCAUAGAUAUGUUCAAAAUAAUGCCAUGGAAAAAUUAAGUAUUAUUACUAAUAAAUAAUAUAAAGAUAAAUUCUGUUUUCCAUAAUAGCUCAACCUUUAAACAGAAAUGACGCGAUUGGCGUCAAUUAAAUUAUGAUAUCUUCAGUAGUUUUUUAAUAAAUCGACAUUAUUUCCACCUACACUUGGAAGGAUUUUCCUUUUUCUUUAAUGAAAUUAAUGGACACACAAUUACCCUACUUACUGUUACAUAUUUAGAACCUAUGUUUAGAACCAGUAAAGUUUAAAUCGGAGGAUUAUUUAUAUCAGAAUUAAAUACAAUAAAAGCGCGUAAAAGCCCAUUAUAUAACAGAUAUGUCUUGCAUUCUUCGUUCUUCUAAGUUUGCACGUUAUAUAGCGGGAUUUGCUCGUCAUGUUGUUAUUAAUCCACCUCGAGAGUUUGAUUACAAUGUACUUGGCUCAAAUCACUGUAUUUGUCAAUCUUUACCAAGAUCGUUAGCAACACAGGCGACAGUUCAACAUGAUUCAAGCCUUGAAUAUGGUUUACGUAAAAUCGAUCAAGGGGUACGUCGAACAGGCCGAAUAUCCCGACAAGAUAUUGAAGACAUUCUGGAAGAAUUACGUAAUUCACGUACUGCUACUACUUCACAAUCUCUACUGGUCAUUCGAUGUUGUGGAAAUCUUGUACCAGAGGAACUUCCAGAAACAAGAACGAAAUUAGUCCAAGAAAUAUGGCAAACACUUCAAAAGUUGAAUAUUCCUGUAGAUGUGUCACACUACAAUGCACUUUUGAGGGUAUAUUUGGAAAAUGAAUAUUCUUUUUCACCUACUGAAUUUUUGAGUGAGAUGGAAUCUAAAGGAAUUGAACCAAAUCGUGUCACCUAUCAAAGAUUGAUUGCCAGGUACUGUCAACUUGGUGAUAUAGAAGGUGCCACAAGGAUCCUUGAAUUUAUGAGAGAAAAACAAUUACCUGUUAAUGAAAGUGUUUUUAAUGCUCUCAUCAUGGGACAUGCACAGGCAGGUGAUAUGGAAUCUGCUCAUGGAAUACUUGCAGUCAUGACCCAAGCAGGACUAGAGCCCACUGAAGACACCUACACAACUUUACUUUGUGGUUAUGCUAAAGCAGGUGACAUAGGAGCAAUAAAAAAAGUAUUAGAUGAAUGUGAAAGUAAAGAAAUAUUCCUCCUGGAUAAAGAUUUAUUGGAAGUCAUCUACAGUUUGGCAAUAAGUGAUCAUAAGGAUCAUGUGCCUUUUAUUUUAGAGAAGACCCGAAAGGCAAUAGGAUAUAAUCAGGAUGCUAUAAAUACAAUUCUAAGGCUGAUUAACAAAGAUCAAGACGAUGUGGCUUUAAUGAUACUAAAAACAAUGUCAAGAAACACAAGAGCUGAUGGCACUUUACAAACCACUGGAAAUUUUAUUAUUAAACAGUUAGUUAAAAUUGGGAGAAGUCCAGAGAAAAUAAUAGAAAUUUGUAAUUGGUUACAAAAUGAAAACUUAAAUGACAGAGGAUUACAUGUAGCUGCUGAAACAGCACUACAAUUGACUAAUGAAAAAAUAGCAUAUCCUAUCCUCAAGGAAAUGAAAGACAAAGGCAUGGAUAUAAGACCACACUAUUUUUGGCCCCUUUUAGUAGCCAAAGCCAGUGAUCCGACUGGCGAUGAAAUAAUCAAUGUUUUACAGGAAAUGAACAAAUUUAAUGUUUCUGCAACUUAUGAAACAAUAAAAGAUUAUGUUAUACCAAAUUUGAAAUGCAAAAGUAGCGAAAUUAUAUCAAAAUUAAGACAAGCAAACAUUUCUGUAGGAAGCUCCGCAUGUAACCUCGUUCAUUCAUUAUUACUUCGAAACGAUAUUGAUGAAGCUGCAAUAAUAGCGAGUAGAGUGGAUGCUUACUACCAUCCGAAUAUAAUAAAACGUCCUCUAACGAAUGCUUUCUAUAAUACAAAAGACGUUAAUUCUUACGUUAAUCUCUUAAGACACGUUUAUGAAAAUCUAGAAAGAAGAGAUACCGUUUUACAUGAAGACGAACAAACGAAACCGUCGCUGGAUAAGAAUGAAGUCAUUGGUAGUUUUAUUCUAGAUCUGAGUAAUAACCGAAUCGUAUUUCCCGAAAUAAUUGAAGACGUUCUUAAAGGAAUUGCAGAACAAGGUCUCAGUAUAAGUAAUACAGUUGCAGAAAAAAUUCAGGAUAAAUUAGGGGAGAAUAUGAACGAUAAUAUUUCCAAACUUUUGGAUAGACUUACUUCGGGAGAACUUGUGCCUGCACCAUUAAUUCGAAAACCCCCAUCAUAUGUACCUUCUCACAAAAUGAACGUACUGCAAUUGGAAAGACUUGUUGAAAACUUAAAAGCCAAAAAUCAGGAAUGUCUGGGACAAAAACGACAACUACUUACAUUAUAUUGCCGUGCUAAAGAAUUAGAGAAGGCUGAAAAUCUCCUUCCAGAGAUGGAAGCUGAAGGUUUUCAAUAUUCUUGUGGUACUCAUGCCCAAAUGAUAGACUUAUAUUGUUACCAUGAUAAAUUAGAUAAAGCUCUUGAACAUUAUGAAAAAUUUAAAGAGUUCAACGAUGAACAUUUGGAUAAUAGUAAAACACUUCGACUUGCAAAUUUAUUGAUUAGAAAUGACCAUUUUGAUGAAGGUAUAGCUUUAUUGGAAAGUCAAAAGAAGGAACAGUCUAAUGAAAACGAGUAUGGGUAUAAUACCUUAUGCUUUAGAACAUUAAAUUACCUUGCAGAACAAGGAAAAGUUAAGGAACUCCAAAUUUUAUUUGAUACAUUGUUUAAGAAUGGUUACUUAGAUGUGAAUAAUAUGAUACUUGGUCCUUUGAUAAAGGUUCAUUUGAUUAAUAAUGACAUACAAUCUGCACUUGAUAAAUUUGAAGAAUGUUGCAAUAGGUUCAAAGCCACUCCAUGGAAGAACGAACUGACUUGCAGGUUGAUCCAAGCUGAAGACGCAGAAAAAUUGCAAAAAUUAACUGACUUGAGUACGUCUGUUCAUGGUGAAAUUAAUAGCUUAUAUGACUUGGUCUUUGCCUUUGUUGAAUGUGGUCGAAUACGUCAAGCUCGAAAGAUUCUGGAAACACCAGGACUUCAAAGCCGCACACAUAAAAUAAACAACGCCUGUCAACGAUAUCGUGAAGAAGGUCUUAUUAAACCAUUAGAAGGUUUGAAAGAAGCCACAAAAGAUUUGAAUCAUAUCAAUCGUACCGACAUUUACCAUCAGCUUCUUUUGAGUUACAUUAAGCAAAAUAAUGUGGAAAAAGCCCAGGGACUGUGGAUGCAAAUGCAAGAAGAAGACAUGGCACCUACUGAUCAAUUUUUAUAUAAGCUAGGAACAUUUCUAAAGGCAAACAAUGUUCCUGUUCCAUUUACCAUUCCUAAUAACUCAUUGGCAGAAGAAACGACGGCAAAUGAACGCAGUACGGUUAAAAUUUUGAAAAGAGUACCACCCCAAAAAACUGAAAAUUCAAAUUAUUGGACUGCUAUUAAGAAUGGAGAUCUAGAUAGGGCUCUUCUAAUCUCUAAACAAAAACUCCAAUCUUUUUCUACCAAUGAUGUCUCCAUGUUAAUAGAAGCGUUAGUGCAAAAAGACAGACUAUCUGAAGCCACCCAGCUGACACUAAAUUUAUUGGAUAAUAACAGCAAACCUGUUUUAAGAGUUUUUAGGUUCUUCUUGAAUAAAUUGUCUCAGAAAGGAGAUAUAGAAACAUUACAGACAAUCAGUGCAAAGUUGAAUUCUGAUUUAAAGAAACUUGUAUCUUUUGAUAACCGUGUUUGUCACGCCUACUUAGUAGCAGGAAAGGCCGCAGAAUAUUUGGAUUCUUUAGAAACUGAACUUGACCAAGCAACGGAUGCCGAUUUAAACGCAGUAGCCGAAAAAUUUCCCCGUGGUGGUGCCAUCGGAAUAUUGGAAAAAUGUCCUGAAUUAGUGGACAGAUUUGAAAAGUUAGCAAUUAAAUACGCCGAACGUGGAAUAGUUGCCCCUAUGAACGUUCUGUGGUCUUACUACUUUACAGAACAAAAUAAAGCCAAAGCUGAAGAAAUAUGGAACAAAUACCUUCAAGACUCACCCAGAAUCAUGUUUCAAAGGGUUAUCCAACAUGCCAGGGACUCCAAAGAUGAAAUAAUUGCAGAAAAACUAAUUAGGCACUUAAAAACAGCUCAAGUGACGGAAGGUGCUCUGGGUAACGCGUAUUCCUGCUUGUUGGAUAUUUUAGUGGCAAAAGAAAAAAACAACGAAGUCGUAACAACUUUUGAAGAAUGUCUAAAAGACGUGCACAUUGAAAAUUUGAAUCGUACUGCAGUUCUUAGGGUUAAAGAAGUAUAUACCAAGUUAGGAAGGCCUUUUAAUUACAUUAUUCCAGCUAAAAAAGCAAUUAAGAGUAGCAGUAGUAGUAGCAACAGCAGUGAUUCUACAUCGGAUGAAGUAGAGGUUAAGACGAAUUAAUUUAAGUAUAAAAUUAAAUGUUAUAUAAAUGUACCUUUUGCGUUGCAUAUUGCCACGUAUGUUACAAAUGUUAUAAUUCUUUUGUAGUUGUGUUCUUUUUAAUAAAAAGUUUAAAUUAAUUA